AUGUCGUCUCAGCCGAGAAAACGAGGCUCGGCCGGCAGCCCCCCAAAGGGCGAUGACGGCUCCCCGUACCUCCAGUGCCAUUCUUCGAGCUCAAGCUCGAGCUUGAGCUCUGACUCCCGCGAUGGACCCCCUACGAAUCCCGCUAUUGUUCACCCUGGCCCGGCUCCCCCAGGUUACCACCGCGUCAAGGGCAACCUCAUCCCGGACAAAGGCGAGAACUGGCUGCCUCCUGCCCGCGAGCCGAAGGACGUCCCCGAAGACGUGCUCAACAAGGCCCAGGCACUAUCUCUGAAGCGCGAAACUCGCGGCAGGUUCAUUGACAGCCGCUCUACGACUCCCAAGUACACACUGGCUCAGCGCAAGGCCUAUAACAAAUCCGGAAGGGAGGUCGAAGUGGUGAUGAAUGCGCUCCCCAUUAUCAAAUUCCCUACGAAGCCAAUAUUUCAGUACGAGGUCAACGCCUUGCUCGGAAAAUGGAAGGCCUCUGCCGGUGCGAAUGACCCGCCUGAGAUGGGCCAGUAUAUGGAAAAGGAUGAGGAGGUUCUGCGCAAGGUCUUCUAUCGUUCCCAGGCUCGAAAGGAAAGACUCCCAGAUGCGAUCUAUGAUGGCAAGCACAUUGCUUGGUCUCUUACCGGCUUGGAUACUCAGCUCCGGGACAAGUUCGAAUUUCCUUCUGGUUGGAAGCGACCUGUCGGCAGCCGUGGAGAUGUUUAUGGACAGGAUAUCUGCCUGAUCAUGAGCGUCCGCCGCAAGAUCUUCCUUGGCACCAUCAAUGAGUGGCUCGAAAAGAAGCGCCCAUUUGAUGAACGAGUCAUGGAGUCUCUGAACUUCCUCGAUCAUCUCAUCCGGGACUAUCCUGCGCAGCAGUUCGUCGCCCUGAAGCGAUCUUACUUCUUCGACAAGUUUGAUUCGCACCCGGACCCGGAAUUGCGGAAAUUCGCCAACGAGUCUUACUGGCCGCUUCUGCGAAGUGGUGCUACUUGCUAUCGCGGUGUCUUCCAGACGAUCAAGCCGUCUCCGCAUGGUCUGUUUUUAAACGUGGAUAUCUCUCACGGUGUCUUCUACUCGCGAAACUCUCUCUUGUAUCUCCUGCAAUGCUACCUCAAGAAGCAAAAUCCGAAGCAAGUGCCGGAGCUUUUCGAAUGCCAGUGGGUUGAUGGAGCCAGAACGGAGACUUGGCAAUUCACCUAUUAUAGCAAGGCUCUGAAAGGCCUUCGCGUUCGUCCCGAUUUUGAGGGUUACCCGGAGAACCUGGCCAAGAGAACCUUUGCCAUUGCCCAUCUCAUCAACGGCGACUCGAACGAGUUUGUCAUCCCUGUCGAGGACAAGGCCACGGGCAAGAUCAACAAGAUGAGCCUCAACGAGUACUACAAGACCAAGUACAACUACACGAUCGAGUUUCCCAAAACCGCUCUGGUUCAAACGACCCGGCCGAAUGUUGUCUUCCCCAUGGAAAUCUUGGUGAUUCAUGGCCUUCAGCGUUGGCCUCACAAGCUGGACGAAGCGGCCACUGCAGACAUGAUAAAGUACACUGCUGUGAAACCCGCUGGACGCUUGUCGGCCAUAGAGAAGUGCAACAAGAUCCUCAAUCAUGAGCAUGAUCCCAACCUCAUUGCAUAUGGGAUGAAGAUCGGCAGCAAUAUGCUCAAGACAAAGGCUCGUUUGCUACCAAAUCCAGAGAUCCAAUUUGGAAACGUGAAGCACAACCCAGGCACUACCGGACGGUGGGAUCUUCGUGGGAAAAAGUGGCUCAAGCCAAACACCAAACCUCUUCAAAGCUGGGGAAUUGGAUACAUUGUGAACCACCGAUAUUCUAUUGACAAAAGUCAGAUUGAGGCCUGGCAGGAUCAAUUCGAGAAGUUGUUCAAGAUGCAUGGAGGAGCCUUCGCGAACCGCGCCCGAGCAAUUGAGAUGCGUGAAAAUAUUGGCGAUGGCGUGAAGAACCUGUAUGACCUGACACGUACAACUCAUAAAGCUAUUCCCCAGCUGCUGGUGGUGAUUGUUCCCGAGAAACACAACUUCAGCUACCUCCGGAUCAAGAAGUCUUGCGACUGUCGCUUUGGUGUCCCUUCACAGGUCCUCCAAUCGCGCCGCUGCAUCGAAAACCGGCCACAGUAUACCUCCAACGUGCUCAUGAAGGUCAAUGCCAAACUGGGUGGCGUGACCAACCGGGCGAUCCCCAGGACCCCCGGCUCGACAUUGCGUCCCCAGUCGAUCAUCAUCGGAGCCGAUGUGACGCACGCAAAGAGAGGUGUGGACACGCCUUCUCUGGCCGCCAUGUGUGUGUCGAACGAUCCGCAGGGUGUCAGCUACAUGGGCGGAUGCCAAACCAACGGGGAAUGGCAGAAGGAGAUUAUCACCAGGCAAAAUAUCCACGGGAUUCUCCGCCCUCUGCUGCUGGAAUGGAACGCAACUCUGGGUAAAGGAGGAAAGCCUCCCAAGCACAUCUACUAUUUCCGCGACGGUGUGUCUGAAUCCGAGUUUAACGAGAUCUUGCACAAGGAAGUCCCUGCAAUCAAGCAAGUUGCAGCUGAGUGCAUGAAGGUCAGCACCUGGCCGGGCAAAAUGACUGUUGUCGUUGCUAACAAGCGCCACCACCUCCGGGGUUUCCCCAAGACUGGUGACAAGAUGUGCGGUGAUGCUCGAGGAAACCCUCUUCCCGGUUUGCUGAUCGACCGCGACGUUACUGGCCCCCAUGGCUGGGAUUUCUUGCUGUACUCCCACACUGCACUUCAGGGAACAUCCCGUCCAGUUCAUUACACUGUCCUCGUUGAUGAGAUUGGCCACAAGCCCGAGGAGCUCGAGAAUAUGAUCUACGAGCACUGUUACCAAUAUGUACGGUCGACCACUCCGGUGUCCAUUCACCCGUCGAUCUACUAUGCGCAUCUGAUCACUGCCCGAGCUCGUCAUCACGAGAAUGUCCCCAUCGGUAUUGGUCCUCGUCACGGUGCCAUGGUCCGAGAGAAGCGCGAGCUCAAGCUGCCCCGGUUCAAAGAGGCCAUUGAGACCCGCCGUACAGCCUUUGAACACCAACUGGAACUUGGAAAGGGACAUACUGAGCACAAGCUCGGUGACCCUGUCCCGGAAAGGGUUACGGACGCCAUUCUGAACCGUUGGGGUCAUUCUGCGAACAAGGGCGGUGAAGGUGCUGUGAUCCGGACUAAGUUUGAUUCCAAAACCAGGGAAGAUCUCAAAGCCAAGGCCAGCUCCACAACUAGCGACGAUGGGAAGUCUACGACAGAGUCCCAGGCGACGGCUGAUUCGAAUAACCCCCCGCACACGGGUCUUCCCCAAGACUCCAAGGUCCCCAUGGAUGCCACCCGCCUGGUUCCAAUUGAAGGAAAUAUCAACCGUCUUCCAUACAAGAUGUGGUGGAUCUAA
Penicillium argentinense is the source of this 3381-nucleotide messenger RNA. Its product is annotated as putative eukaryotic translation initiation factor eIF-2C4. The transcript is spliced from 6 exons. Lineage: Eukaryota; Fungi; Ascomycota; Eurotiomycetes; Eurotiales; Aspergillaceae. Gene Ontology annotation, molecular function: RNA binding; protein binding. The record is from RefSeq and is a predicted model, not a curated record. Bases 1 to 3381 code for a protein of 1126 amino acids.